Messenger RNA from Sciurus carolinensis (gray squirrel), 5234 nucleotides. RefSeq names its product PTPRF interacting protein alpha 1 (gene Ppfia1). Gene Ontology annotation, molecular function: protein binding. The record is from RefSeq and is a predicted model, not a curated record. Gene Ontology annotation, cellular component: presynaptic active zone. NCBI's taxonomy places the organism in Eukaryota, Metazoa, Chordata, Mammalia, Rodentia, Sciuridae. Gene Ontology annotation, biological process: synapse organization.
CGUUGACGCCGGCGACGCGCCGCCGGGCCCGCUCCUCUGCGCUCGCCAGUGUCCGGCCGCGGGCCGGCCUUCGUGACUGGGGCGGCGGGCCCGGGCCGCGCGUGGGGGCGCGGACGCCGGCCGCGGGCCGCCUUCGUUGGCCCCGAGCUCGUCAGGAGCGCGCCGCCGCCCGCGCCCGCCGCGGAGCCUCCUGGCCGCGCCCGCCGGCGAGCAAGAUGAUGUGCGAGGUGAUGCCGACCAUCAGUGAAGCAGAAGGCCCCCCAGGAGGAAGCGGGAGCCAUGGGUCCGGCUCCCCCUCACAGCCAGACGCAGAUUCCCAUUUUGAACAACUCAUGGUCUCCAUGCUAGAAGAAAGGGACCGUCUUCUGGACACACUGAGGGAGACUCAAGAAACAUUGGCGUUGACCCAGGGGAAGCUGCACGAGGUUGGCCACGAAAGAGACUCCCUGCAGAGACAGCUCAGCACGGCACUUCCACAGGAGUUCGCAGCACUCACGAAAGAACUCAAUGUCUGCAGGGAACAGCUCCUGGAGAGGGAAGAAGAGAUCGCUGAACUGAAAGCAGAAAGAAACAACACCAGGCUGCUGUUGGAACAUCUGGAAUGCCUGGUCUCCAGGCACGAGCGCUCUCUCAGGAUGACAGUGGUGAAGAGACAGGCACAGUCUCCUGCAGGCGUGUCCAGCGAGGUGGAAGUGCUCAAAGCGCUGAAGUCUUUAUUUGAACACCACAAAGCUCUGGAUGAAAAGGUGAGGGAGCGACUGCGUGCGCUGGAGAGGUGCAGUCUGCUGGAAGAAGAGCUGGGAGCCACGCACAAGGAGCUGAUGAUUCUUAAGGAGCAGAAUAAUCAGAAGAAAGCGGUAACGGGUGGAGUGCUUGAUGUGAGCCAUGAGCAGGAGAGCACGCCGAGCACCAAUGGAAAGAGAUCUUCUGAUGAUUCCUCAAGCCACGAGGAAGACCUGGCUAAAGUCAUCGAGCUCCAGGAAGUCAUAGACAAGCAGUCUCGGGAGCAGAGCCAGAUGAAGGAGCGCCUGGCCACCCUGUCCAGCCAUGUGGCAGAGCUGGAGGAGGAUCUGGACACAGCUAGAAAGGAUCUCAUCAAGUCUGAAGAGAUGAACACGAAACUGCAACGAGAUGUCCGCGAAGCCAUGGCCCAGAAGGAGGACAUGGAGGAGAGAAUCACUACCCUUGAGAAACGCUACCUCGCUGCACAGCGUGAAGCCACAUCUGUGAAUGACCUCAACGACAAGCUCGAAAACGAAAUCGCAAACAAAGACUCUCUGCACCGGCAGACAGAGGAUAAAAACCGGCAAUUGCAGGAGCGCCUGGAGCUGGCAGAGCAGAAGCUGCAGCAGACCCUCAGGAAGGCAGAGACGCUUCCGGAAGUGGAGGCAGAGCUGGCCCAGAGGGUGGCGGCACUCUCCAAGUCUGACCCUUUGUCUUCUGGGAGCUCUGCUGCUGAGGAAGCUAAGGUGCUGGAGCUUACUUCCAGGCUUAGGAAGGCUGAAGAUAGACAUGGCAACAUUGAAGAAAGGCUGCGGCAGAUGGAGGCGCAGCUGGAGGAGAAGAACCAGGAGCUGCAGCGGGCGAGGCAGAGAGAGAAAAUGAACGAAGAACAUAAUAAGCGUCUCUCGGACACUGUCGACAGACUGCUCUCCGAGUCCAACGAGAGGCUGCAGCUUCACCUCAAGGAGAGGAUGGCUGCGCUGGAGGACAAGAAUUCUCUCUUACGAGAAGUCGAAAAUGCAAAAAAGCAAUUAGAAGAAACGCAACAUGAUAAGGACCAGCUCGUCCUGAACAUUGAGGCCUUGAGGGCUGACCUAGACCAGAUGAGGCUGAGAGGUGCUUCACUUCAUCAUGGCCGCCCCCACUUGGGCAGUGUCCCAGACUUCAGGUUCCCUGUGGCAGACGGGCACAUGGAUGCCUACAGUACCAGCGCGGUGUUGCGGCGCCCCCAGAAAGGCCGGCUGGCAGCGCUGCGGGACGAACCUUCCAAGGUACAGACUCUCAAUGAACAGGAUUGGGAGCGUGCUCAGCAAGCCAGCGUCUUGGCAAACGUGGCACAAGCAUUCGAGAGUGACGUUGACGUGUCUGACGGGGAAGAUGACAGGGACACUCUGCUCAGCUCAGUCGACCUGUUAUCGCCCAGCGGGCAGGCUGACGCACAGACGCUGGCCAUGAUGCUCCAGGAGCAACUGGAUGCCAUCAACAAGGAGAUCAGGUUAAUACAGGAAGAAAAGGAAAACACAGAGCAGCGGGCAGAGGAGAUCGAGAGUCGAGUUGGCAGUGGAAGCUUGGACAAUCUUGGUCGUUUUAGAUCAAUGAGCUCCAUUCCCCCCUAUCCUGCUUCCUCGCUCGCUGGCUCCUCCCCCCCAGGCAGCGGGCGUUCCACCCCAAGGAGAGUCCCUCACAGCCCAGCUCGGGAGGUGGACAGGCUGGGCGUCAUGACGCUGCCUAGCGACUUAAGGAAGCAUCGUAGAAAGUUACCAGCUUCCAGGGAAGAGGUACGAGAUGACAAGGCAACUAUCAAAUGUGAAACCUCCCCUCCCUCCUCCCCACGGUCCUUGCGAUUGGACAGGCUGCACCGAGGGGCCUUGCAUGCAGCCAGCCAGGAGGACAUCAGGGACAUACGAAACUCUACAGGCUCCCAGGAUGGCCCCGUGAGCAAUCCCAGCAGCAGCAACAGUAGCCAGGACUCGCUUCACAAAGCCCCAAAGAAGAAGGGCAUCAAGUCGUCUAUUGGCCGCUUGUUUGGCAAGAAGGAAAAGGGUCGACCUGGACAGACUGGCAAGGAACCCUCGGGACCAGCUGGUGUUUCAGAGACAGAAAUCUCAUCUCAAGAUGCACUGGGACUUAGCAAAUUGGGAGGACAGGCUGAAAAAAAUCGCAAACUUCAGAAAAAGCACGAGUUGCUGGAGGAGGCGCGGCGGCAAGGCUUGCCAUUCGCACAGUGGGACGGGCCAACGGUGGUGGUGUGGCUGGAGCUCUGGGUUGGGAUGCCUGCCUGGUACGUGGCCGCCUGCCGGGCAAAUGUGAAAAGCGGGGCAAUCAUGUCAGCCCUGUCCGACACAGAGAUCCAGCGGGAGAUCGGCAUCAGCAACCCUCUGCACAGGCUGAAGCUUCGGCUGGCCAUCCAGGAGAUCAUGUCACUGACCAGCCCGUCCGCCCCACCCACAUCAAGAACGACCACAGGAAAUGUCUGGUUGACACACGAGGAGAUGGAAACCCUCGCUGCCACGCCACACACGGAGGACGAGGAGGGAAGCUGGGCUCAGACGCUUGCUUACGGGGACAUGAACCACGAGUGGAUCGGCAAUGAGUGGCUGCCCAGCCUGGGCCUCCCGCAGUACCGCAGCUAUUUCAUGGAGUGCCUGGUGGACGCCAGGAUGCUGGACCACCUGACCAAGAAGGACCUGCGGGGGCAGCUGAAGAUGGUAGACAGCUUUCACAGAAACAGCUUCCAGUGUGGAAUCAUGUGCCUGCGAAGGCUGAAUUAUGACCGGAAAGAACUGGAAAGGAAGAGAGAAGAGAGUCAGAAUGAAAUAAAAGACGUGCUUGUUUGGAGCAACGAUCGAGUGAUUCGCUGGAUCUUGUCGAUUGGUCUUAAAGAAUAUGCAAACAAUCUCCUAGAGAGUGGCGUCCACGGGGCUCUGCUUGCUCUGGACGAGACCUUCGAUUUCAACGCGCUGGCACUGUUAUUGCAGAUCCCGACCCAGAACCCCCAGGCUCGAGCUGUCUUGGAAAGAGAGUUUAACAACCUUUUGGUCAUGGGGACUGACAGGAGGUUUGAUGAGGAUGAUGAUAAAAGCUUCAGGAGAGCACCUUCAUGGAGGAAGAAGUUCAGACCAAAGGACAUUCGUGGCUUGGCUGCUGGGUCAGCAGAGACGCUCCCCGCCAACUUCCGGGUUACUUCUUCCAUGUCCUCCCCCUCUAUGCAGCCAAAGAAGAUGCAGCUGGACGUGUACCCUCACUACUUCUACCGAUGACUGCAGCCUUCCGAGGCCCGCGGACUGCGUUAGAGUCCAGUGGAUCUUUAGCCGGUUCAUACUUGUUAUGUGGACCCUGAGAUAUUUUAUUACAGAGUUUUUAACUAAUGAAAACUUCAUGAAUACCAUAGAGAAAAUAUUUUAGAAUUUACUGUUUCUUAUAUUUAUGUACCUCUGCCCCUCCUCUGUGUAGUCACUGCUUCCUCGUGCGUGUCCAGGCGUGUCCUUCCAGGUCAGCUCGUGUCUUGUCCUGUUGGCAGUCCUUCACAUGAAUGUACUGUGAUGCUUGUAUGUGUGAAUCCUGCAGACAAGCACAGGGCUUCGUAAAUCAUGCACUUACUGUGAUCGUACUGCUGGUUUUUAAUGGUGACCGUGACAGGGAAGAGGACUUGACCGCGCCUAUGAAGUCACCAUCCCUGCAGCUCACGGCAGUCAUUCUGAAAUAGCAGACUCAAUCUUGAGUGAUCAUUGUUGGAUUUUAAUAACCGACCUUAACUCUACUUUUUCUAGCAAGAAAUCUCAGCUUCUGAUGAACUUGGGGCUGAACGGUUGAGAACACUGUGGAAGUCCCUUGCCCUGGCUCCGCUUUUCCCAGCCCAGUCUCUGGACAUGAGGGCUUGUCCAGACACUGAGUGCAGCUGGAAGCCAUGGGGAACGGCUCAGCAGGGUCUGGGGCCUGGGGUGCAGCCUGCAGACCUGGAUGUGCCUCUGUCCAGGCAGCAGGUGGGGGCAUCCCCAGCUGCUCUUGAGGACCAAUCCAGCACUGCCGCUCGCUGGCUCCCGGAAGAGGACUCGGGCGAGGGCAGGGCUCCUGAAACCGCGUGCAACUCUAACAAAGGCCUUAUUUUUCUUGUGUAAAUCAUCUUUUUACAUUUGUUUGUACACAUGUUUAAAGAAGGAACCUCGUGGUGCAUUUUUAGACUUCGAUGGUGUAACCAUUUUGCAUUGUCCGAGUAGCAGAUGUAACUUACUUUUUAAAUGGCACAUUAAAAAGCCAGCAAGGAAAGUCAGAUCAUGGUCUUAUUUAUUAUGCAGCUGAUGUGCAGAUGGAAGCCGCGCUGUCUCUUCACAUUUGGCUUCUACUUUUAAUUCGCUUGUACAAUUCAUUGUUACUGUUCUGUUUUUCUAUUAAUCUUUUGUGAACCUCCUGAUUAUGUAACAAAGUAUGUACAGUCUACUUUUGAACUAUUUUUAUCACAGUAUUAUUUAUUGCUUUCUUUCAAUAAAGUACUGAAGCCUUUUCCACUGCCA